CUCAACCUUUUGCAAUAAUUACUGAAAUCCAUAUCAAGUAUUGUACAUACAAUUUAACGAAAUGUAAAACAUCUUGCAUAAUUUUUUUAAAUUAUCGUACUGACAGCUGGUAAUCGUUAUUACAUGUAUAUGUGCUGCUGAUCAGUUUUCAUUACAGUAACUUAGAAAACCAGCAAACGUUUAUAAUGAAGGGAAAAGAACUUGUGAUAAAUCCUUUCGGUAAGCUUGGAGCUGCCAAGAAAAAGGAUGUGUCAAUAAAAGAGGAUAAAGAGGUUAUGUUGCCGGAAGAGACAAAAGUCGGGCACAUCAAGUGUAAAGCUGUCAGAGUGAAAAAGUACGAUGAGUUGCUGAGAGAGAAAAAAAAAGAGAAAAAAGCAAAAAGAAAGGCCAGAAGAAAAGCUGGUGAACCCAAACAGGUGCCUCAUACCAUCGAAAGUUUGAGAGAGAAAGAUGACACCACGAUUCAUGGAGAGAUCGACGAUGAGGAGAAUCAAGAAGUCAAAGUUGAUCUAGAGCACGAUGAGUUUUCUGCCUACUUCAGACAGGAGUAUAAACCCAAAGUGUUGAUCACCUUCUCUGACAAUCCACAUGCAAAGACGAGGAUAUUUGGCAGAGAAUUGACAAGGAUAAUACCUAAUUCGAUAUCGUUGUACAGAAAUCGCUCUGGUGUUAAGAAAAUGGUCAAGAGUUGUAUCGAGAAAGGAUUUACGGAUAUUGUUGUUGUAAAUGAAGAUCGGAGCAAACCAAAUGGUAUGUUGAUAGUUCAUUUGCCUGAAGGACCUACAAUGUACUGUAGGCUAAGCAAUGUGAAAAUUACUCCAGAAUUGAAAAGGAGUCAUAAAGAAAUAUCAGAACAUCGUCCAGAAGUUUUGUUGAAUAAUUUUACAACACGCCUUGGAUACACAGUUUCUAGAAUGCUGGGGGCUCUAUUUCAUUAUCAACCAGAAUUUAAAGGUAGACGAGUCGUCACUUUCCAUAACCAACGUGAUUACAUAUUCUUCAGACAUCAUAGAUACGAAUUUGACAAAGAGACCGCCAAGCCAAGGUUGCGCGAAUUGGGACCAAGAUUUACUUUAAGAGUGAAAUCCUUGCAGCAUGGUACGUUCGAUAGUAAAUAUGGCAAUUUCGAAUGGAUUAUCCAAGGCAGACGACACCAGAUGGAAACUAGUCGUAGAAAGUUCUUCUUGUAAACUACUUCGUGUGAGAUUAGAUUUUAAAAUAAAUUAAAAUAAAUUGUAA
Copidosoma floridanum is the source of this 1239-nucleotide messenger RNA. Its product is annotated as putative ribosome production factor 1. Gene Ontology annotation, biological process: maturation of 5.8S rRNA; maturation of LSU-rRNA. Gene Ontology annotation, molecular function: rRNA primary transcript binding. Gene Ontology annotation, cellular component: preribosome, large subunit precursor; nucleolus. Lineage: Eukaryota; Metazoa; Arthropoda; Insecta; Hymenoptera; Encyrtidae. The record is from RefSeq and is a predicted model, not a curated record.